UACUCAAAUGCGUGAGGAUGUUGAAAACGGAUAACUUAUAAUCGUUCAUCAUAACGUACACGUUUGUAUACAAACGAAAAUAAAAGAAAAACUAACGAAAUUAAUUUAAUUGAAUAUUAGAAAAAAAAAAAUAAAUAAAUAAAUAAAAAUGAAAAUUAAAAGAACUAAAGACAAAAUAAAUAAUAAUCAAUAAAUUGUAUUUAGUAACUUAACAAUUAUUUAGCAAAGUUGAUGCUAAAUAAUAUAAAAAAAAAAAAAAUAUGGAAGUCUUGCAUGGUUUUCUCCAAUUAACGUAAUUAUCCCAUAUACUCAAAAGCCAAAAUAUCAUUAAAAAGUGUUUACUCAGCUUUAAGCUUUAAAAGUGAUUUCAUCGUGAAAUAUUAUUAUCAAAGCAAAAACUUCUUCUAGAUAUAAAGGAUAUUAAACGGUCUAAAGUUUUGGCGCUUGAACAAUUGGGAAAUUCAUAUAAGAAGAGACAACUUACGAAUACUAAGUGCGCGAAAAUUUCCGACUUUGUCAUGUUGUUUGUGUGGUAAUUGCUGCCAAAAUCUUUUUUUAAUCUCCAUUUACUGGCGCAACACUUAAGAUUUAUUAAUUGGUUUUCGUAACAAUAAGAACAACAGCAAUAGCAACGAAGCAGCCACACACCACCACCACCGCCGCGACCAAACUUAACGAACAGCAUUUAUAUCCCGUAAGCAAUAACCUGCAUUGGUUUUCAGUGAAAAAUGAAACACUUACACAGAAUUGUCCAUGUAAGAUGGCGCUUAACAUCAUGUAAUUUAUCCUGGCUACACUUAAGCUCAUUAUUGUUAAUCCUGCUUAGCUGUCAUCCACAGCAGAGAGCAGUGGCAUUUUGCCCUUCAAAAUGUCAAUGCUUGGGCGGUGACGCUAAUAGCCGAGCCUAUUGCAUUGACGCCGCUCUCGAGGAUGUGCCAAUACAAUUAAAUCCUGAGACCAAAUACAUUAAUUUAACGCUCAAUAAAAUACGUAACAUAGAAUUUACGCUGCCGUUCUACAUGAAAUUAGAGGUAUUGGAUUUAUCGCGCAACAUCAUCGAAACAUUGGGUUCGAAAAAUUUCGAAUAUCAAAUUGAAAUGCGUACUUUAAAUUUAAGUCACAACUCAGUCAGCUCACUGCAAAAGGACGCAUUCAGAGGCUUAAGUAAUUUACUGGUACUCGAUCUCAGCUUUAAUCGCAUCGAAGUGGUCCAUCCGUCUGCAAUGGCAGACUUAAAUUCACUGAUUGAAAUGGAUUUGACUAAUAAUAAUAUCGUUAGUCUCGAGGAGAAUACAUUUCAUAAUUUAAUGUCCUUGGAGAUCUUAAUAUUCAAAAAUAAUCAACUAUUGGAUGUGCCGGCAAGUAAUUUACAGCAUUUACAUGCUAUCAAGUCAUUAGAUGUUUCUGAAAACUUGGUGGAAUACGUAAGGAAUGAUAGCUUCGAAGGAUUAAGAGAAUUAGUAACCCUAACGCUAAGAGGCAACGUUAUUAGCGAAUUGGAUCUCAGUGCAUUCGAUGGCCUAAUAACGCUAAAGUAUUUGGAUUUAGGUGACAAUAAUUUAACGAUGGUACCCACCCAGCAAUUAUCAAAAUUGUCUAAUUUAACUCACCUAACGUUAAGCGGUAAUCGUUUUUCAUAUUUACCGCCCGUAGCUUUUUUGAAUUUAUUCCAUUUAAGAGAAUUGCAUUUGAAUCGUUUGGAUUUAUUACAACGCAUAGAUUCAAGAGCAUUCGUAGAUAACACGCAUUUGCAAAUUCUCCACAUAAACCGGAAUCCUUUAUUAAAUGAUAUACCGAUGCGUCUGUUCCAAGGCAACCCGAAUAUUAUAGAGAUUUACAUGCAGGCCAACAGCCUGCAAACCCUAUACGCAGCUCAGUUUCCCAUCGAUCAAUUGGAAAAACUAUAUCUGGGUGACAAUCCUUUACAAUGCAAUUGCACUUUGUUUUGGUUGUGGCGUUUGGUUACCGGCAAUUUUGAAAACGGCUUGCAAGCAGGUCUGACAGGCAGAAAUGUGAAAGAUCUCGCACCGGACAAUCUGAUUAGUCGCGAUAUCGAGCCAUCAAGUUUAGAAUCAUCGACUGCCGUCGAAGAUAAUUUGGUACGUGUGGCCGCCUAUGUAGCGGAAAGGAAGAAAGAUUUUACCACAAAAUUCCAGUACACUAGCACUCCGCCGAGUAAUAACGGUUUCCUGAAAUUAGAUGCCGAACGCAUUGGUUGCGAAAUAUUGCGCGAUAGCAAACGCACUCGCCGACAUUUGGCGGCAAUGACCGAAAGCGAAAUUACUUGCCCCGCCCAUGUUGUAACAAUCGUUUGUGCCGUCUUGACGUUUCUCUUGGUAAUAAUGACUGGAACGAGUAUAAUAUUUUAUAUGCGUUUCGUGAAACGCCGUCGAAAACUGAUGCACGAUCGAAACUUACGUUCAGGCAAAUCGAUUGUCAAUGUUCACGAUCGGAUUUUAGCUCAUCAGCCUUUAAGUACUGGUGCUAACGGUAGUUUACCAGGUAGUGGUUAUCCUGCUCACACUUUACAGGCGCAACGCACAACUGCUCAUCCUCAUGCUAUGCAUCCUCUACAUCAUCAGGAUUAUCAUCAAACUCUGCCGCAAUUAGAUAAACUUGAGCUGGAACGUUACCUAACGGCACAAGCUAUAGCGAAUGAGUACAGAGCUUUGAAGCCUUGGGAGUUGCCACCAGUUAAAGACGCAGUCGGCAGCAGUAACACUUAUACCGACGAGCCUGAACAUCUUUAUGAAAAAUUUGAUCACUACGAUUAUCCCGAUACGCAAAGCAUGACGAAACCGGCUAACGGUAAAUUAGUAAUGAGUUCAAAUCAGCACACAAAGGGCAUUAACAGUGGCGGCGGUGGAGGCGGCAGUAUCGCGGGUAGCGGCGGCAGUCUUAAUAAACCGCACGUGGUUUAUGUAUGAUAUCCAGGGUAUAAAAGUAAGGAGCACUUGAUCUUGCAAACGGGAUCCAUUAGCAGUGAUAAAGAUACAUUAAGCAAUUGUUUAAAUAAUAAUUAUGAUAUGUGUAGUUAUGUAAAAUUAGUUUAAGGUAACUUUAAGAGAGAAUGGACACAAUAUACGAUAGGCAGCAGAUAAGCAAACAAAUAAAAGUAUAAAGGAUUGUAUGAUGAAAAGAAAAGGAAGCAAACAGAAGCAGACAACAUUUUUCGUCUUUCUUCAGGCAAAGAAAAAAAAAA
Messenger RNA from Glossina fuscipes, 3202 nucleotides. RefSeq names its product leucine-rich repeat and immunoglobulin-like domain-containing nogo receptor-interacting protein 3. The coding region runs from base 729 to 2927 and encodes 732 amino acids. Lineage: Eukaryota; Metazoa; Arthropoda; Insecta; Diptera; Glossinidae. The record is from RefSeq and is a predicted model, not a curated record. The transcript is spliced from 6 exons. Gene Ontology annotation, molecular function: protein binding.